AGAGUAUCCAGAAAAUCUGAGCUGAGACCACGGAGUACUCCGUGUUGUAUAUCUUACUUCGUGAUACCUUCAUAACUCGACGUAUUUGAUAAUAAUCAACAUAAUAAUAAUAAAAUCAAAACUUAAAAUCCACUAAAAUUGUGAUCAGUAAGAUAAUAAACAACAAGACAGAUAAUAUCUGUCAAGAUACAAACUGACCUAUGAAAUUGCAGUGGAAAUAUUGUUUAGAGAAAAUAAGUGACGCGAAAUUGAUUGACGAGGAAAAGAGACAGACAAUGGUGAAAUCGUGCAAGGUAGCGUAAACUUCGUAUCCCGCAUGAAAACAAACGUAAAACGUUGUGGAACAGUACAACACGAUGGAUAAACUGACCAUUAUAUCGGGGACUUUGUUUUUGGCAGCUGACAUGUUCGCAAUCGUCAGUCUGGCCAUGCCCGAUUGGAUUAUCACCGAUGUUGGAGGUGACACCAGACUCGGAUUGAUGUGGUCAUGUAUGACGCUGUACAACCGGCCCCAAGUCUGCUAUCCUCCUGACCUUCAGCUUGAAUGGCUACUUGCGCUCGUCUGCAUAUCCAUAGGGUGUAUUCUGAUAACAACCACUAUCAUACUCCUUGCAAGUUCUCAUUGGGACCGCAACGUCAUUCCUUAUGCCAGAUGGGUUGGAUUUUCAGCCAUGGUACUAUUCUGCCUGGCAGCAGUGAUCUUUCCAAUGGGUUUCCACGUGGAUGAAAUUGGCGGCCAGCCAUAUCAGUUACCGAAUUCGCAUCAGGUCGGAAUUUCUUACAUAAUGUUUGUCCUGGCAUUGUGGAUAACCGUUAUCUCCGAGCUAUUUGCAGGCAAAGUUUGCCUACCACAUUUCUAGCAUAUUCCAUUGCAUUUUCUUUUCCUCUCCUUGCUUCUUGGGAUCACGUAUUAUGCGUACAAUUACCCUAAAGGUAUAAUUAUGCAUUACUUCAAAAGUUUGGAGCCUUGAAGAAUGGGUUAGCUACUGGAGUGAUUCGUGCUUCAGAAAAAGAAGAAAAGAAGUUGUAAAAACAAAUGAAACACUGGCGCACCUGCCGCCAUAACUUAUCAUUUCAAAAACAUUCCUGAUUCUGGGAAACAAGAAGUACUACCUUGUUUACCAUUGAGUUGACUUGUUGCGUUCUUGUUGGAGGCAAGACCCUUCCAUAUUGUCUCUUCAGUAUACCUAAUUUGCUCAUAUUUUACCAGAGAUCCGUGUAUUGGCAAGCAUGAAUACUGUAACUUUUAAAUCUCUGAUGUUUGGUCUGAUUUUUUUUUUAUGCUUAUAUUAUUCUUAGUAUCAUAUGUCGGGUAUUUAAUGGGAACACUCUGUAGUAAUAAUGAUAACAUUGAUAUUAUAGUUGUCGAAAUGCUGUGCAAUUUUUAAUGAAUUUAUGGCUUCCUGUUUACGUUAUGAGAAUAUUACUUACUUCUGUUGCGAGUAGUGAUAGCUUAUAAGUAUUAUGUAAAUAUGAAAUAUUCCAAGCCUAGUUGUCCUGUAAAUGAUUCAAUAUGAUUUACUUUGCAAAACAAAUUUUGCGAGAGGAAAUUGUUGUUGUAAAAUAUUGCUUUGACAAUAAUGAGUUUCCUUAUUCUGGUUGCUUAAUGUAAGACGUUUAAAACGAGUAUAGAUUUUAUUUCAAUGCUGAAUCUUCAAACGAAUGAAAUGCUAUACCAAUAUUCCGAAAUUGUGACCAGACACAACUGUACUGGAUUAUAUAUCUUGUAAUAACUUCAUUACAAUAAUAAGGAAAGUUCACAUUCCGUCGAAUUUAUGCUAUUCAUAUAUUGAAGUAUGGAGGUAAUAUCUGGUGGGAUCUAUGACAGAUUUUUAUGGUUGCAUAUAAACAGCUUUACUUAACAUACACGUAUAAAUAACAUGUGAGAGCUCAAGUAUGGUUACACUCAUUGUCAGUGCGAGGCCUCCAAAGGCAAUCUUGUACAUAUAAUAUAUAUCUUGGAAUUGAUAUUCAUUUGGAAUCUCUACACUGUCUCGUUUAUAUCAUUUUAGAUUAGAUAGAAUUGUAUAAUAUAUUCUCUCAACUUGUGAAUUUUUAAACAAAAUAUAUUACACGACAUAAUAUUUACGUUGCAUAAAAAGCAUUGUAGUUAUGUGACAAAUACAAAUUAUGUUGUGGCUAAUAAGCAACCAAUUGUAUCUCAAUUAUCUUGAAUACAUUCUUUUAUGACUGUACAUUUAUUUAAAAUAUAUAAUAUGAUGAUAUUGUAAAAAAAAAAAAUGGAAUAAAUUUGUUAUUUCGCCAUGCAA
Messenger RNA from Neodiprion fabricii, 2270 nucleotides. RefSeq lists its product as uncharacterized. Gene Ontology annotation, cellular component: ciliary membrane; Golgi apparatus. NCBI's taxonomy places the organism in Eukaryota, Metazoa, Arthropoda, Insecta, Hymenoptera, Diprionidae. Gene Ontology annotation, biological process: negative regulation of smoothened signaling pathway. The record is from RefSeq and is a predicted model, not a curated record. Bases 357 to 860 code for a protein of 167 amino acids. The transcript is spliced from 3 exons.